Molecule: messenger RNA, 1695 nt
Organism: Tetrahymena thermophila SB210
Lineage: Eukaryota; Ciliophora; Oligohymenophorea; Hymenostomatida; Tetrahymenidae
Exons: 1
Source: RefSeq, a predicted model, not a curated record
AUAUACUAAAAUAAAGAAAACAUCACAAAUUUAAUUAAAACACAAAAAUACACUUUAAAAAAUCACUUGAAUAUGAAUAUGAAAAUUUUCUUUUUGUUGAUACUCUUAGCUUAACAAAUCGAUUAAAUUAAAUGCCAUUAUAAGCAUAAAUAAGAAGAUAAAAAAAACAAAAGGUUUAAAUCUUAUGAUGUUAAUAGCAGUCAUUUCAAUUCAACUGAUUAGCAUUAAUAAUAUUUUGAAGACAAUAAGAAUAAAGAUGAUGGUGAACAAAAUUUUACUAUAAUAAAUUAAGAAAACUAUACAAAUAUAACUUAAAAAAAUAAUAUUGAUAAGCUUUUUAAGCGAAAUAAGUUUCUUUUUAAGGGCUAUCAUGCAGAUGAAAAUUUAGAUGAGGAUGAAUUGAAUCAAAAAGAAUGCCAUAAUAGUUGUGAACAAUGUAAUUAAAAAUAAUGCUUAGCUUGCAAAGAUUAAAAUUAAUAAGUUAACUUUUAUAGCAGAGCUUGUUAGUGUAAAGAAGGUUAUUAUAUGAGUUAAUUACACCCAUUAGUAUGCAAACCUAUUACUUAAGAUAAAACUUCUAAUAGAUGCGAUACUGAGAUCCAGCUAACAGCUAAGUAUUUUGAAAUAAAAAUUUUUAGCUAUUUCUAAAAAGAAAAUUAAGUAGAUGUAAAUUAAUAAUAGCAAGAUUUUAUUAUCUAAGAUAUUAUAAUAAAUACAGAACAUAGCUAAUUUAAUUUGAAUAAUUGUAGAGAUAGCUUAUAAUUUUAAUAUCUAGUUAGAAACUCUUCUGCAGAAAAUUAAUUAUUAAUUUAAAAUCAAUAAUAAGAUCUAAAUAACUUGCAAAAUAAUAUUUUAUUAUAAGAUAUACCUGGCUUGGCAUAGGGUAGUACUAGAAUUAAAAUUCCACUUUAAGCUCUUGAGAAUAUAUCUAUUUUUUAGAAAAAAAACGAAGAUUUAACUUAAAGAAACAAAAUUUUAUUUGAAUUGAACAUAAAGAAUAGUAAUAAAAUUGUAAGAACCCAUAGAUGGUUUCUUAAUGUUUAUUUUGAUGGAUAAACUGUAUAAACAUUUACUUAAGAUGUAUAUCAAUAACCAUUUUACCACUGCAAAAGCCUUACAAAAUGUAUUAUACUUUAAGAUUAUGACAUCUAUGGGUUUUAAUACCAAUCAGAUUGGAAAACUUACAGAGAGACUAAUAAUUAUAUUUAGGGUGAAUUUAUAUUCUUAAGAGUUUGGUUUAAAGACUCAACAAAUACUAAGAAACUUUCACUACAAAAAUUAUACUCUAAAACAUAGAAAGGAUAAAUCUUUGACUCUACCGCCUAUGUAGAUCAAAACGAAACAUUUUGGGAUAAAGACGAUAGGUCAUUGCAUAUAAAAUUUUAAAUAGCAUAAUUUUAUUCAAUGUCUAUAAUUUAAAUAAGUAUGCUAAUAUAAGAUAUAAAUUAAAUAAAUGACAAUAAUCAACACUAACAGCAAUAGUAAGAUCAAAAAUAAUUAAAAUACGAUUAGUUGCAACAAAAAGAUAAAGAGGAAGAAGAAUAAUAAGAUACAGAAUAGUAAAUAAAUUAAGGAAAAGACUAACAAUAAUAAACUAAAGAUUAAUAGAAAUAAUAAUAAUAAAUUCUAAAUAAAUAAUAAAAUCUUUAUUCUGAGUCAAUUAUUUUUUAAUUUAAAAUAAAGGUCAAUGAUUGA